AUGCUGUUUGCAGUUCGCCAGCUAGAGGAGAAGUGCCCGAAGAUGCGAACCCACCUGGACCCUACCUUCGUGGACUCGACGAAAACCCUCGACACGGUGAAUCGUGGGGAAUAUUGGAAAGUCAUGCAGAAAUUCGGCUGCCCUGUACGAUUCAUGCACAUGGUACGUCAGCCCCACGAGGGGAUGAUGGCGCGCGUCACGGAUAACGGCGCAAUCUCCGAGACGUUUGCAGUGACCAAUGGAGUGAAGCGGGUCUGCGUACUCGCUCCCCUCUUCUUCCGUUUCAUGUUCUCAGUCAUGCUGAUGAGCGCCCUAGAUACAAAUCGUCUACAGAACUAACGAACAUUUUCUCUGCCGCAGGCGCAUACAGCCCCCACGCGUCUAUCUACAACCACGAUCCACGACCUACUCUUUGCCGACUACUGCGCGCCCAACAUCAGGACCGAAGAAGACAUACAACGAAGCAUGGAUCUCCUCGUUGCCGGGUGCUAUAACUUCGGCCUGACCAUCAAUACGGACAAAACGGUGGUCAUGUACCAACCGUAAUCCAACUUGCAACAUUGCGCUCCUCGAACCACUAUCGACGGCAACCAACUCAAAAGCGUGGACAAUUUUGCUUGUCUCGGAAGCUCACUUUCCAACAACACAAGAAUCGACGAUGAGGUUGCGUAUCGGAUCAUCAAAGCCAGCCAAGCCUUCGGCUGACUGCGGAACUCCCUGCGGAAUCGUCAUGGCAUCCAACUGAAUACCGAACUGAAGAUGUACAAGGCCGUCGUCCUGAAGACACUUCCUUACAAAUCUGAGACCUGAACCGUCUACUCCAGCCACGCCAAGAAGCUUAAUUACUUCCAUCUUAACUGCCUGCGCAGAAUGCUAAAGCUGCGAUGGCAACAAAGGAUCCCCGACACGGAAGUCCUAGAACAUACCGUAAUCCCUAGCAUUCACGAUAUGUCGAGGCAACUGCAGCAACGUUGGAGUGGCCAUCUCGUGAGGAUGGAAAACAAACGACUACCGAAACAGCCCUUUUUGGCGAUGUCGUCGAUGCCCACCGAUCGGGUGGACGAAAACGGCGCCCGCAAAAGGCGCACUCGAUAACAGACGCUUUCUUAAACAGUUUUUAUUUUUUCACUAACUUUUGAUGGCGUUAGGAUUUAAGGUAUAUUUUUUAGAACAGGUACGCAAGAACAUUCGCCUUUCUAUCUAGCUGGCAGAUGCAAUAUCGUUAAAUUUUAUGCUCGCAAAAAGUUUAUAAAUACGCGUUUCUAGGGCCACAUAAUGCUCACAUGAGUAGUAUAAAACCCGUCUGUUUGUGAGUGCACCGUAUCAAGUAUACAACAUAGUUAAUAUUCAUAGCAAACUUUUGUCAGUGCUCUUCGGUAUUGUCGUAAUAUUAUGAAGGAAUAUGCGGUUUGCUCACGUGAGAAGUGUGCAACUUUUAUUUUGCCAGUGCCAAACGCAAGUGUAAUGGAAAAUCGUACCCAACAUUAGCCGGGAAUUGAAAAAAAAACUUGAAAUACCGAAAAGUGCCCAUUUUGAUAGCAUACCAUGAUGAUAAGAAACAAGAGAAAAUAAGAGAACAAGAGAGGAUAUUUAUCUACAAGUUUUUCCGGACAUACGUUUAAACUUAAAAGGGCAUUUAAAAUAACUGGAAAGGCGUAUGCGUUUCAAGAAGUUGUUUUUUACCUCCUGCUUUAUGCGGGCGACUAAGUAAGCCCACAUCUAUUAGCCAGCGUCCUGGCGUAGCUGAAACACCUCGAGAUUAUGAUGCAUGAUAACGAAUAUUAUAAGCCCACCUAGUUAAUCCUUUCUAGUCGAAAAUACACUCAGGAAUUUUGGUUAACAUUUCAUGACGCACCCAAGUAAUGAAAACCUGGUCCAUUGUGGACGCACCAGUCAUGGGUGGCACGCAUAGACGGGCCGCCUAACUUUGUCAGCCAGUGCACCCAAUCCCUCCUUCAGCCUUUCUAACUCUGUUGUGACAUUUGGUUCAGGUCGGGGUAGAGUGCUACGGGUGCAGCGCAGGUCAGCUGUCGCGCAACCUUCGUCGUCCCUGCGUUCGACAUGCUUUGGUGCACUCGGUGGGCAUCAUCGAUGGACAUGUUCGAACUGUCACUGUGGAUGCAGCAAAAGUCCCCCUCACCAUACAUCAAUUAAUGUGCAGUUUGUCGCUGCCUUUUCAAGUGCGAAGGACCGUCGUACAUUACAGGAGAGCGAGUUACAGGCUCUAUUUACCAGAUACAGGUCAUGUCGGUGGAAUAUGGGUGUGUCAGAAGCUGAUUAAGAUCUCUACGUAGUCAAAUAACCCAUGACCACCUCCCCCCCUGUUGAAGGCUCAGACGUAGACUCUACUUUGCCUUUAUGUCUGAGUGGUCAACGCCCCCUUUUCGAUGCCUACCUACCGUCUCUCAUUCUACCUACCUUUUUCAAAGGCCUCAAAGAAGCUGUCUCCUCAUUUUGUCUGCAGAGUUAUGAUUACCUUUGUGCGAAAUUCUCUUUUUCAUGUCUUCCGAUUGAAUAUCUCCCCCUCUUUGAAGCUUUAUUUGCACAGCUAUCCAUUACCAAGUCGGGUUAAUUUUUUAUUAAGGGCACGUCAAUAACAACGGACCGGGCUUGCCUGGGCGUGUCGUCAUUGUUUUUUUGGCACGACACACAGGCUACUGCGGCACUGUCCUGUAUACAUGUAUUUUUCUUUGGAAGUUCCCUCACAUUAGAUUCAACCAUUAUUAUCGUCAUCUCCCGAGGAAGUCGGUCUUACAUCUGUACCUACUUAUUUACUCUAAGAAAAGUGCGCAGAAUGCACGAUUUGUAGUUUUUUCUUAUUUUGCACCUUAUGCCAUAACAGUGCCUCCUACUUCACUUGCUCUGUGACUAGCUAUUAGCACCCAUAGCACAUCUUUCACCGACAUUUCUGAUACAAACCCAGCGCCCUUGCCAGUUACCUUUCGUCGCUUUUAAAGCCGGAUCCGGCCCAGUUUUUAAUGUUAUGCCCUACUUUGGUAUUUUACAAUUGCUCACUAUAUUGCUCACGUAUAAAGUGUUUGCGUAAAGGGCCUUAAUCACAAAGUUUAUUUUUUUCAUAAUACAGCCAUACAUGAUUUUCAGAAGCAUCGGUGGCAUCUGCUAAUCACGCUGUUAGGUUUAUUUUUUCAUUUUUUACUUAAAAUGGCUCCCAUUCCAUCUUGCGCUCCGAGAAAUGUGGUGCAUCUCUCCUAAUGUGUGCACUACCCUGCACUUUGAACUACCUGGGAAGAUAUUACUGAUAAUACGUGCAUUUCGACGCCGUUUGAAUAGUUUUCGUACAGAUAUCAGAUAAUCAUUUAUAAUGCCAAACUUAAAAGCAACUUUCACGUUCUCUGUGACACUCCGGGAGUCUGUACCACAGGCCUUUGCUGACAAGGUUUGAUGCCACCAGUUUGUCUUUUGUGCCUCUUAUCGAACGUUUUGACACAAAUACAUUCCCCUGUCGGGGGGACUAUUGUGGCCACACUUACCUAGUGGCGGGUUACAUGCGUCAUUGUUUUUAAUGUAGUUGACAUUCUCACCGAUAUGGAGUCGGUUUCACUGCAUUAUUACUCUAACCAUCUCCGAACCCGAGUAUGCGUACCUCGUCAUUAGGUCUGUGUUAAGUGCCAAAAGUUAUAACAAUAAUCUCGUCACAACCAACUAGGACCAUCGCUGUCCCGAAGACCCAGUACUGUCUUGCACUUUCAUGAGGGCGACUUGCACGUCAUCCAUCUCUUUCGUUCCAGCGUAAAAUAUCUUCCCAUAUCGAGAGAAAAUCCAGAUGACCUAAGGUUGGUGUGGGCUCACUUGCCGAGGAAGCUAGACCGCGUCCACACGUACCAGACAUGCUGUGGUCUUCGUUUACACUUACCAUGACUCGAAGAAAAUUUACCCGGCUCUUGUCGUCGGGAUCGGCCAGAAAGACCACAUGUGGAGGUAGCCUGUGCAGGCCUGAGUUAUUUCGUUGGCUGGCGCCCAUUCAACCCACGCCUUGUAGUUUAAAGUAACGAGCUCAAUAUGCCCCACUCUCCCCACUCCCAGGUACGAGUGGUAAGUGCGAUUCAAGUCGCCUGAAGAUGAUGUGACCGGACGCAAUGUCUGACGUGGCAUAGAGUCUCGGUCUGAUACCCGCCUCAUACAACCAUUCACGCUCCAUGCACCAUUCGUCAUUAUCCACUCUGGCAUACUUGAUCACAUUAUCAUUGUACGAGUUUUGGACGAUGUUUUAAUCAUUGUUCAUGUGUAUGCAUGUAUUACCAAGCAGGCUCAUGUCGCGGCUGAAUUAAGGGGUGAUGUGUGUGUGUGCAUGGAAGGCAGGUCUGAUGGGUGCUGGUUGCGGCUCCUGACACUUGUUUGUCAGUUCGCAUGUAUCCGACAGGAUCAGUGUGUGGUCGCGGUAUGCAGGCGUACCGGAGACACGUUAGUAUUCUUUUUGAUUGUCAUCUGCCGUCCACCUUCCCUGAUUUGGUGGUUACAUACACAUUUUGUGCUUGGAUGAUAAAUGGAGAACUUUGGUGGUGGGCGUGAUUACAGAUGUCCGACAUUUGGACCUUUAUUCCUGACGUUUACUGCUCGACAGAAAGUCAUUGCUGAUGGUGGGCAUUGUUUAGCUGUACACCAAUCAAAUGAAACAAGUUCGUAUGCGGAAUCGUGGUAGAUGCUGAGCCGACGUUAGCUGUUAUGUCUUUCAAUUUGAGAAUAUGUUUCAGAAUGGCAUUACCGACAAAGACAAGGGGGGCUGGAAUGGCCAUUUCUGGCUUAUUAAUCGUUGUCAGCCAGUUAUUCCCAACCGCGAAGUGUGGAACAGCCGAGGCUCGAACUCGCGACCUGCUAGUUACAAGUCCACGCCUCUAACCAGUGGGCCACGAGCCCGUUGCCCUGUAGAUUUUCGAUCGGGAAUAUUCAGUGGCAGGGGCGCUCACCGAUCGUUCUUACGAAACUAACUCGUUUCGUUGCGCCUCACGGGCUCUCUCUCUUCUGCCUAUGUCAUGCGCCGCUGUGCGGCUGCUGGUUGGGCUCGGGAGAGAGAGAGCCCGUAAGGCACAACUGAACGAGUUAGUUUCGUAAGAACAAUCAGUGAGCGCCCCCUACCAUCAUAAUAUGUUUCACUCGCAUCCAACGAAGCAAUUGUGCAGCAUACAUUUGAAAACUUAGUUGACUACAAGCUUGAUAUUAUUGCAAAAGAAUCCCUCCAUGUUUUCAAAGCCUGUCAAAAUUUAGAUGAUGCCCAGACACCCCAGUAGGAGGGUCCCUCACAAGUUUAAUGCACCAACUGAUUGUCAAAUUAUCUACUACAAGACACCUGUUUUCAUUAGACCAUCUAGUUUUGUAAUUAACUUCCUCCAGGCCCUUCUUUGCCGGUUUGUCUUUCCACUCGCCUACCGUCCACGGUCUCCGUCAGACUUGACCUUCUGUGCUGUAUGUAUGAUAUGGGAAGCUUACCCAAUGAAAUCACCCAGGUCAUGCUGUCGUCCUCCUUUAUGGACCCGUCUUAGUGAGGAUUGUCGACUCACUGUCCAUUUUUUGAACUGACAUCAACAGCUUUUCCGUCAGGACUUCGUCUAUCCGGCCACUUGCACAUGCACUGACCUUUUUCGGUGUUUACAAGCAGCCACUAAACUAAGCAUCCCAACGUGCGCGAUGUGUUUGGCCUUCUUCUUAUUCAGCACUUUCGCCCACACUCUCCCUCAUGUUUCUGUACAUCGACAUCCACUCACUAGUGGCCGAAAAUUAUGCGCACUUUUUAUGGAGACCUUUACACAAAAUGAUAGACAAACACACAUGAUAAAUUCUGCUGUUUUGGACUUCUUACCUCCAUCGCCGUUGACGUGUGCUGUUGGCCAUGUACUGACGCCAAGACCACUUCUAUAGCGCACAACCUCCUCCCUCAACAAAGAGGCAGCCCUGCACAUUUUAUUCAGUUAGGCUGCUGGCGUACACAUGCGGUUGGCCAAAACCUUGUCCGCUAUGGAUUACUGCUGAUGUUGCUGCCACUUCACCUAACCCUCCAUACUGCACUUUCUCCCGAACGCGUGCGCAAGGACAAACUAACGGAGAGGCAUGAAACAGGCCGCAUCGGUCUUUUCUACCCAGCAUGCCUCCUAAAGCAGCGCCUGUAUUCUGUAAAGGAAUGACUUCUUAGUGCACCCUGAUUCGUCUGUGAAGCGGAAUCUGAGUGUGCGAUGGCUCGUUAGGGGGAGAUAAAUCUAAUUAACAGUUUUCCUUCACAUCCCGGAUCCAGUCAGUAAGAAAAGGCCCGUAGGACCUUUGCCCUCUACAGCACAAUGGAUGCGCACUUCAAUUUACUCCACGGGAGGACUGGAAUCUCGCAAAGGCGCGUCUCGUGAACCAUGUAAUGACUAAUUUCAAGCCUGUCUUGGCACCGUUCGGACAAAUCGGUUACAUGGCUGUUGCCGCCUGCCCUCCAAGAAGACAUUACCUACCGCCGAGAGUAAUCAUGAAAUCUGCAACCUUUGGUCCAAAGACGCUCAUGGGAUAUCCACCUCCGAAUUCAGGACCGAAAAAGAAGCACCGUUUUUCAACUGUCACCACUCAAUGUCUGCUUGGUUACAGAACCCGCAAAGAUGAGCACACCACCUCUAGUGCAGUUUUUAAGAGCCCGGAUUAACGAAACAGCAGAUGUAGACCAGAGAAUGGGUACAUUGCUGAGAGGGCUGGGUCUGACCCGACCAAAAAACAGACUUGGUAAUAGAAUCGAUAAGAAAUAGAAAUCAGGAGCAUGUACCCAAAUGGUUAUUUCUGGAUUCAAACUACCUCAGUAACUCAAAUUAUCCGCCACAGCAUAAUUCAUAGCAUAACGAUCAAAAAUAGAAGGUUACUUUAAUGCUGAUCAGACUCGUGAUCACUGUUUGACAUGUUUCAAGAUGCGCAGCCUGUAAAAUUAUGGAAGGAUUGUCCACUGAGCAUUACUGGAAAAUGUGAUAGGAAGGACGAGAAUACUCGAUAGCUUUGCCCACAUCCGACAAAAAUACUAAUGGCGCAUGCACUGUAUAAGAAAAUGCUCAUAUUUAACAAUAGUUUUCAUACCCAAUCUCCAAAUUCAGGCAUGAAAUGAUGGUCUACCCUGAAAGAAAGCAGCCCGCAAGAUUUAUACGAUCGCUCGGGCAUAAGGCCUCUAGUAAGGGGGGAUCAGAUUCCGACUCUGGACCACCGCGGAACCGGUCGCUGGUUGCUUAAUAAAUUGUCUAGAACUGUCGCUUGUUCUGUUGCUGCUGUCAUUUGUGACGAUGGGGUUCUGCACGACUUCGGAAGUUCAGAAAAAUAAAUUGUCGAGGAGUUAAAUCAGUGCCCACUUUUCUUACCAAUACAUACACGACAGUUCGAGCGUCGUUGCCGACGAUGUCUACCGUGUGCUCUAUAGCGGGGUGAGGGCAGGGACGGUGGUUUUCGCGUGGUUUACAGUGAAUGCGGACUUGUGCAGCAUCUACCGCCCUCUCUCCUCCCUCACCUGGACCCGGUGUCAAGACAGUCAGGAAGACUGGAGGCUGGAGAACGCGCAGAUGGCACGGUCGAGCCCGCGCCUUGGCGCGCCACUCCACACCCCCGGUCCACAAAGCGAAUGACCAGGUUUUUAAGUAUGAGCAUUUUCUUAUACAGUGCAUGCGCCAUUAGUAUUUUUGUCGGAUGUGGGCAAAGCUAUCGAGUAUUCUCGUCCUUCCUAUCACAUUUUCCAGUAAUGCUCAGUGGACAAUCCUUCCAUAAUUUUACAGGCUGCGCAUCUUGAAACAUGUCAAACAGUGAUCACGAGUCUGAUCAGCAUUAAAGUAACCUUCUAUUUUUGAUAGUUAUGCUAUGACUUAUGCCGUGGCGGAUAAUUUGAGUUACUGAGGUAGUUUGAAUCCAGAAAUAACCAUUUGGGUACAUGCUUCUGAUUUCUAUUUCUUAUCGAUUCUAUUACCAAGUCUAUUUUUUGGUCGGGUCAGACCCAGCCCUCUCAGCAAUGUACCUAUUCUCUGGUCUAUAGCUGCUGUUUCGUUAAUCCGGGCUCUUAAAAACUGCACUAGAGGUGGUGUGCUCAUAUUUGCGGGUUCUGUAAGAUGACUUGGCCCGUAUUUAGGUUGCGGUCUAUCCCGAAAGAGGGUCAGUAGGUGGCCUGAACUGUUGCCAUCGCGUCCCACCUUUGUGCUUUCGUUCUUCCCGUGGAUUCCUGGUUGGCGCGCAGUCCAUUCGUGUGCUUCAGCCGUCUGUUGAAAAGGUUCCAUUUGUUUUGACCUCUUAUCCCUUCUGUGCGGUAGGAUUAAAAACGUCCUCGUACAUUUAUGGAAAAUAAUUUGCAGUAGCUGCUCUUGUAUCAAUUAUUCGAAGGAGUUGACUGAGGCCCCCUGGGUGUUGAUAAGACCUUCGGAUUGUCAAAUCGCAAGCCUUCCAGCGCCCGCCCAAACGCCAGUUUGAUUGCAAAACAGAAAUAUUUUGAUUAUGCCAGUUUUCAGUGUUGCGCCUCAUUGGCAACACUCCAUAGGACAAGCAAGGCCUCGACUCCAAAUGCCGGCAAAUGCGUCAAAUAGGUGUGACUAGGUUACAAAGUAAGCCUUAAUCGGGGACCAAUCUACUCGAUGCUGCAGGACAGAAGCCUUUUACCUGAGCUUGGAGCAACGCCUCUAGUGGCGCCAUUUGUGUAUGGAGGGUUACUUAUCGGCGAAACAUUACAGGACGCGCUCAGCUCUAAACUAGUAAGGGUAGAAGGUUAACGCUAUUUUUAGACAGCAUGGACUGGGGGAACGGUCAAUUUCGUAAUUCUUCAACGACGCGUUAGCGGAAAAGUGAAUUUUAAGUUGGAGUGUUUCCGGUGACCUGCGAUAUACCGCUCCACAUCUCUCAAGCUGGCAUUUCUCACUGUGUUCAAUACUUUAUGGUAGUGGUGAUAUUGCCUUUAUGACAGUCCCACUCUGUUGGGGUCCGAGUCGCCCUUUCCCUGUUUGUGUGAAAACCCGGCUCAUCGUGUACGGACCAGGCGUGCGUGUCGCGCGUAGGCAGGCUGCUUACUUUUGCCAGCCAAUGUGCCCGAUCGAGCCUCCGGUCUUCUUGACUCCGCGCAUAGGGCGGUGAGAGAAUAAAGGGCGCGGUAGAUACAGCGCAUGUUUUCUAUUACCAGAAACUCAUUCACAAGCAAAUCACCGUCCCUGCGCCUAUCCUGUUGUGGAACACAAGAUGGGCAUAGUCGGAAACGACUUUCGAACGGUCGAUUGCCUACCCAGAUGGUCCUGUACCGAGCUUGCGAUCCGUCAUAGCUGACAUGUUUACGAUUGCCUGCGUCGCAAUGAUCAGAAUACAAACUGUUUCGUACUUAUGGAGUUGCGCAGAUGCCUCCUCUGCCCAAUCACGCGGAAACAACUGCCUUAGGCAGCGAUGGAGGAAAUUGUGCGAUGAACGACGGAGGUUUGGUGCAGUAAUCACAUCACUUGGAGUACCAACCAAUCAUCCACCUUCGUAUAAUUAUACUCCGAAACUUUUUGACAAUAAUCGCUCCAUUUAAUGAUAGUUAGCAAACGUGCAGUUAAUAUGUCUAACUGCGAUUGUUGUGGAAUAUUUUGCAACCUCAUAGCCGAUAUCUACUCCCUCAUGUGUGCAGGUGUGGGCUUACCUUUCUGCCUUCAUAUCAUGCGUUUUUUUCACAAAGGACUGUAAUUAAUUCAAAUUUCCUGUUUUCUGUCCCCUGUAGGAAAAAGCAGCUCGUGAUCAUACCGAUCAAGAGCUCAACUUGGCGCUAGCCCGACAUGGUCACCAUCUCGCACAGAUGCUGCGCCUUAAACAGGAGGAGAUGGAGCACCAGUUUGACUAUCGUCUAAGAGAAGCCUUGACAGAACAAAAACAGGCUCUCGAGGGCGAGCUCCGCAAGUGGAUAAAACGCAUGGAGGCUAUCGAGCAGGUUGUGGACGGCCGCGCUGACAUUGAUCGCGUUGCUAAAGAGACUCAGGCCUUGUGGCUAGCCGUGGAGGCCUUGGCCUUCACUCUGGAGAUGCCCUUCUCCAAGAUCGGUGCCACCGGCACACCAGUGCGCAACGAACUGAAGCCCUUCUAUACCACCGCGCCCCUUCGCGAGUUUAUUAAUGACGUGCAGAAAGCUGCUACUCGAUCGGGUAACCACGAAUUCGCCCUCUGCAUUGCAGAUAGUCUGCCUAUGGAAGUUUUGGAAUCGGGCGUUUGGACACGACAGGGUCUUCUGUCUCGCUUCAAUAAGGUAUUUGUUUAGCCUCGACCCUAUAUUUUUUAACAGCCGAAAAUUAGACUACAGAAAACUAGGCCGGCACCUCGGAAAGCCUACUUUUUAAUUUCCAGUAGGCGUUCCCGUUAAGCCAACAGGGUCGCAUUUCAUUACCUUCUAACAUCCUCGCCUUCUUGUGGCUCCGAUUCCCGUGGUUGAAAAUUACCGGCUCUGUACUAACCCCUUGCUUAGUUAACGCUUGAUGUCUUGAAAUGUAUACUUGACAACGUUCGCGAUUGAGCAGACCUGCAUAUUUUUGUUUCUGUUUGUAAUGGCCGUUUUGCGUAGCAGCAUAUCAGAUUUUCUACUAAAUGUCCACUUGGUUUAUUUUAUCCCGUAAAUGGAUCCUUUUGAUCCUGCACAUGAGUGGCUUUCGACUAUCCGGCUUAAUUUGGGGACGGACGUUUUGCCCAAGUGUCUCGAAAUUGAGGCGUCUCCGCCUACUUUCAUGUUUUUUGUCAGCGAUGCUUGUCCUUCGGUGAUAACCCAAUUUCGGUGCUCUGCUGGCCAAAAAUUGUUUCCAGCGGUGGACUGUAAAUGCAAACUGCGGGUUGAUUGUACGGUCCCUCUGCAUUUUUCGCAUCUGAGCCCAUAAAAACUACAUUGGUUGCCAAGUGCGUGAUUAAAAUCUACACCUCGACCUCUUGGCCAUCCGUAAUAGCGCCCUUGCGCAGGCAUAUAAAUCCCGUAACGCAGGUGAAUUGUUCAUCGUACCUUUAUUUUUAAACGACUCAUCUUUUGGGGUACUGUUUCUUUGAAUUCUACCCCUAGAACUUUAUUGCGCGGUGACCAUCUUUCACAGCUUGUCUCAUGCAUGCAAAAUUGUAGGCCGCUACCUACAGGGCAUACGAUUGCAGUUUGUGCUAUUUCGGUUUUCCAAAACACCACCGUCUCUAAUUCUUCUCUGAGGCGUAUGACGCUCAGGAUUUUCCGAAUGCACAGCUACCGUUCGUUCUCAGGUUUUUAGAUUUGCGUCGACGCGCUGAUACACUUGUUUAAACUGGCAGUACUUCCUUAGAGUAAAAACAGCGCUUUGGUUUCAACUGCCAACGUUCGCUUCAGGGAGUUAAUCUUUCUACCUUGAAGUAGCCAAGAUCUUCGUUUGCAGAAUAACAUGGUUACUAGGUUAUUAGCUUCGCUGCGUCGGCUCCCUCUGUACAGUGUGUACAACCUGUCAUUAGCAAUUACAAUUGCCGAGGUCCAACCCCCAGCGAUCAAAUGGCCAACGGAAGUCAGGGACUUAACUGACCGUGAUUUUAGAGAUACAUCAGUAAUAUUUUCACGCUUGUUUCCUUUUUCUCAGGUGUACGAUGUAUGCAGAAGCGUUGCCCUUGUGGAUGAAGCAGGCUGUUCCCUCUGGAGCUACUUCAUGUCCUGGCUGCAAUCCAAACUCCUAUUCGACAGCUUCAGUCGUCGACGCCUCAUUUCUCGCUUGCCGGGUGCCGCCUCACCUCUGCUCACCCCAGAUUCCGAAAUUACCGAUGGCGAGACUCCAGACACCUUUUGCCUGCUGGCCAGCGCCAAGGCUGCACUGAUGCCCGCCUCUGACGCUAUGGUCAGCGUAGACUCGGCGAACUGCAGUGACAUUGAGUUUGCUGUGCGUUUGCUCAGCCAGUUGCGUGGCCAGCCAGCCGCGGUAGUCGCCGAUUGGUUGGAGGACGCGAGACGCUUUCUCGAGGUGCACCAGGCUGUACAGGCCUUACUUGCCUAUACCACCGCACAGAACAUUUCAACUUUUGAAGAGCGUCUUUAG
This is a messenger RNA of Spirometra erinaceieuropaei, 11978 nucleotides long. Lineage: Eukaryota; Metazoa; Platyhelminthes; Cestoda; Diphyllobothriidea; Diphyllobothriidae. The record is from the annotation of a GenBank genome assembly.